Messenger RNA from Closterium sp. Naga37s-1, 882 nucleotides. NCBI's taxonomy places the organism in Eukaryota, Viridiplantae, Streptophyta, Zygnematophyceae, Desmidiales, Closteriaceae. The record is from the annotation of a GenBank genome assembly.
AUGGCGACUGCGCGCGAGCGGAUCAGGCUGGUGCUGGGCCGACUCGUGGCGGCCGCACUCCGUCGCUCCGGCAUUAUCUGCGCCGUGAGCGUGACAGCGGGUCUCGUGCUGCUGCUGCUGCUCCCCGCCCUCAGCGCACCCACCUAUGUGGACGAAAACGCGCUCAUGCCAGGCUCAGCAUCUCCUCGCUAUUCCGAAUCCGAUGCCCGCUACGCCAUUGCGCUGCUGCAAUCGCUGCACACCCACAGGGGUUCGUUCGACGAGUGGAUUGCUCACCACCUGCGAGCCUUGCAACUACCUCUCUACCCGCACGUCUGGUCCCCUUCCUCCUCUCGCCUCACACGCACCCACCUCUCCACCCGCCCUUCUGAUGAUGAUGGUGAUGGUGGCGAUGGUGCUGGUGGUGGUGGUCAAGGUGGUGAAGGGAUAGACGGGGCUGUGGAGCAGGAGCAGGUGCAAGCAGCAGAGAGCAUAGCAACUCCCCACCUCCCUGCCCUGCGCGUGUCCAGUGCAUUUCUCCCUGCAGAAAGCAGCCGACACAGCAGCAGCCGUGCAGGCAGCAGCCCUCGUGUGCCUGCUCUUUCUUUGGGCUGCCCUUGUGGCCACCAUUCCCCCCCACUUGCAGCACCUCUCAGACAACCUCCUCUCAUCCCCGAAUCCCCUCCCUUUCGCCCAACUCCUCUCGUCACUCCUCCCCAUGCUUCCCCCCUCUCCCCUGCUCUCACUCCCCUCACUCCCCUCACUCCCCUCAUUCCUCCUCCCGUCGUUUCUCCUCCCCACGAGCCCGACUCACUGCCUGCUACUCUGGACAACCACCACUCUCUCCUCUCUGGCCAUUGUCGUUUCUCUCUGGUGGUCUAUCAUCUGCCCUUCUGUUGCUAG